AUUUACAAUUCGAGCCCGGCCGAACGGCUAGUGCUGCGUGAGUUUCGGACCGGAAAGGUCUGCGUACCUGUCGAUCGACCGUGUUUAAUCGCGCUUCCGAACCGUAUCCUUCAACAUGCUGUCUGAUCCCAGCGGCAACCUUCACACACGGUAUCGGCAACAUCGGCGGCAGAACUCGACCCCCACGGCGAUGGAAGCCAUGAAGACCUCCAGCCUCUCUGCUACCGCUAUGCACCAAUACGCUUCGCAUCGACGAGGUCUUAGCCUCGAUCAGCGGAGCCAGGAGCAUCAGAGAUACCAGUGUCCAGAAGAUGCGCUGUCGAACCCCAACAUGUACCAGCAUCCACAACAUGUGCUUCGAGAAGCGCAGCAGCAGCGACUCACUCGACCGAGCCCGUCUUACCAAGCCAUGCCGAUGUCCUCUUCUGGCGAAUACCAGUCUUUCAGCCAGGAGGAUCUUCAGGCUCUUACUAACCAUCGCAGCAACGAAAACCAGUUCUCAGAGAACGCUUGCAUGAGCCCGGAUGUCUUCACUCUCGAUUUCCAGAAGAUGGGAACUAUGCCCCUCAAGGGAGACUUCGGACACAUCCAGCAGCAGCAAUCAUUCGCGAAAUCGGGCAUGCCAUAUGGCCAGUUCCUCGACAAUUCCAGCUGGCGCUACUUCUCGAACGAAAACAUGGCAGCCAUGCCCGAACGCAGUGGGAUCUCUGACCAUGAGAGGCGCAUGUCUGUGCAGUCAGACAUUGGUCCCCAUGCUCACAGACCGAGUACCCCUAAAAAGCAGAUCAGUUCCAAUUACCUGCCGAUCACACCAGCCACGACCCCAUUUAGGAAGUCCGUGGACCUUGGCAGAUAUGGCCAGAAUAUGCAGUCAUCACCUGCAAAGAGAAACAGCAUUAGCGCUGUCAACACACCAGAGUCGUAUUUCAUGCAGCGUGCAAAAUCGCUCCAGGGAGUUCCGUCGACCUCUCUCACGCAACCCAGAAUUAAUGUCCCAUCUCCCCCAAAUACCGCUUCGUUUGAUAUCAACACGUUUGAUGUCUUCGGUAGCCAGCCCUCGAGCUUCACCAGCUCAACGUCCCGAGAAACACUACAGAGCAAGUAUCACUCGCCCAGUUCCUCCCAGUCCUCGUUCCACUCGUUGCCUGAAGUUGCCGAUAUGCCCGGUCCCGAAGAGCACAUUGGAAAGGCACCAAAGGUCCCAAUUUCAGCCACGCCAUUACGCCCAAGCCCCAAGAGAAUGUCGAGCCCGGCGCCAAUCGCAUCGCCAGUGAAGGCCAAACUUUCUCCUCGGCCUGCCUCGAUUGACAACCUCAACCUCGACGCCCGGGUCCAUGCAUCAAUCACCGAAACAGGUAUUAGCAUUGAUGAAAUCGCCUCCUACAUAUCUGGUCCUGAUCCCGAGGAUGGCAAGUGGGUUUGCUUGCAUCCCGGCUGUGACAGACGAUUUGGCCGAAAGGAAAAUAUCAAGUCCCAUAUUCAGACCCACCUUGGAGAUCGUCAAUACAAGUGUGACCACUGCGACAAGUGCUUCGUUCGCGGACACGAUUUGAAGAGACAUGCGAAGAUCCACACCGGAGACAAGCCGUACGAAUGCCUCUGCGGAAAUGUCUUUGCACGCCACGAUGCAUUGACUCGUCACCGCCAAAGGGGCAUGUGUAUUGGCGGCUAUCAGGGCGUUGUGCGAAAGACGACCAAGCGUGGCCGCCCCAAGAAGAAUAGACCCGACAUAGGGGAGAGACACGAUAAGGCAGUUCGUACCCGUCAAAGAGCAGCCGAGAAGUCAUCGUCAGUGUCUGUCUCUGGCUCAGAUGGCUCCAUGAACUCACCUCCAACUGAUGUCUUUGAGAACAUGAGUAUCCGCGGCUCCAGCCCCUUGGACAGCGACCCAAUGUUCCACUCUGAGAUGUCCAGCCAGGGUCUAUCGUCGGAUGUCUUUACCUUCACUCCUCCGGCGUCUCCUGGAUGCAGCACAGGCAAUAAGCCAUCUCCGGCCCGCAGUCACCGCUCUAUCACUCCGGGAAUGGAAGAUGACAUGUUGCCUCAUUCUCCCUCCAAGCGUCCUCUUGAGAACAUCCCCGAAGAAAUUGCGGACCUCCCUCUGCUCUCCGAGAUGGGUGCCAACACCAUGUCAUCCCCUCACACCAUUCCCACCCUCGGUGGUUCAACCACUGGAUCCGACCUUGACAUCUUUAUCAACCAGGAUGCAGUCUCCACCUUUGGUAAGACUCAAAUCUCGAGUAUGAAUGGUCCUGAUAUGGCCGACUUUCCUGAAUUCGACGGCCUGUACCACGUGAAAGGUAUGCCGAAUGGCCCCAAUCUGGCAGACGACUUUUUCUUUGCCCAGUUUCCGGAAGACCAGCCAUCAGAUGUAUUCUCCAAGGAGUUCUUCGUGGACUAGACGGGGAAGACGGAUGAUGGAAACACGACUUGAACUCAGCAACACCUUUUAUGCUUCUCUGUGAAAUUUCUCAAUGACCCAACGACGUGGCGGCUUUAAG
Molecule: messenger RNA, 2501 nt
Organism: Paecilomyces variotii
Lineage: Eukaryota; Fungi; Ascomycota; Eurotiomycetes; Eurotiales; Thermoascaceae
Product: C2H2 transcription factor
Exons: 3
Coding region: 116-2401 (761 amino acids)
Biological process (GO): regulation of transcription by RNA polymerase II
Cellular component (GO): nucleus
Molecular function (GO): DNA-binding transcription factor activity, RNA polymerase II-specific; RNA polymerase II cis-regulatory region sequence-specific DNA binding
Source: RefSeq, a predicted model, not a curated record